Molecule: messenger RNA, 2920 nt
Organism: Sinocyclocheilus rhinocerous
Lineage: Eukaryota; Metazoa; Chordata; Actinopteri; Cypriniformes; Cyprinidae
Product: ATP-dependent 6-phosphofructokinase, platelet type-like
Exons: 22
Coding region: 125-2491 (788 amino acids)
Biological process (GO): fructose 6-phosphate metabolic process; canonical glycolysis; fructose 1,6-bisphosphate metabolic process
Cellular component (GO): membrane; cytoplasm; 6-phosphofructokinase complex
Molecular function (GO): AMP binding; monosaccharide binding; fructose-6-phosphate binding
Source: RefSeq, a predicted model, not a curated record
AGGACGUGCAAGAGGAGACCGCUGGAGAGAGAAGAAAGGAGAGGAGAGGGGAGGACAGAGUCCCCGAACCGGCACCGUUUCAUACAGAGUUUUAUUUAUUCAGUAUUAAGUUUAAAAAGGGAAGAUGGCUCAGACAGACAACAAGAAGUUCUUUGAGAACCUGACGGGCGCUGGGAAAGCCAUAGCAGUGCUGACGAGCGGAGGAGAUGCGCAAGGAAUGAAUGCUGCUGUUCGGGCUGUGGUCCGAAUGGGAAUAUAUGUUGGAGCCAAAGUGUACUUCGUUCAUGAGGGAUAUCAGGGUAUGGUGGAUGGAGGCGACAACAUCAAGGAGGCGACAUGGGAGAGUGUGUCCAGCAUGCUGCAAAUGGGAGGCACUGUUAUCGGCAGCGCACGAUGCAAAGAUUUCCGCACGCACGAAGGUCGUCUGAAGGCGGCUCAUAACCUGGUGCAGAAGGGCAUCACUAACCUGUGUGUGGUUGGUGGAGACGGCAGCUUGACCGGGGCCAAUCUGUUCAGAGAGGAGUGGAGCGGGCUGCUGGCAGAGCUGGUCCAGCAAGGUCUGAUCGAUGAGGAGGCAGCUCAGAAAUACUCUGCUCUUCACAUUGUGGGCAUGGUGGGCUCUAUCGACAAUGACUUCUGUGGCACCGACAUGACAAUAGGAACAGACUCAGCCCUCCACAGAAUCAUCGAGGUGGUGGAUGCGAUCAUGACUACAGCUCAGAGUCACCAGAGGACAUUUGUGCUGGAGGUGAUGGGCAGGCAUUGUGGCUAUCUGGCAUUGGUGAGUGCCCUGGCAUGUGGAGCCGACUGGGUGUUGAUUCCUGAAAUGCCCCCCGAGGAUGGCUGGGAAGAGAAAAUGUGUCAAAAACUCUCUGCGACGCGAUCCAGAGGUUCAAGGUUGAACAUAAUCAUAGUCGCUGAAGGAGCCAUUGACAGACAUGGAAAAGCUAUUACUUCUAGUAUAGUCAAGGAUAAACGGGCAGGAAUGAAAAGGCUGAAUAUCAUAAUAGUAGCUGAAGGUGCGAUUGAUCGUAACAACAAGGCCAUUACCUCAGAACAUGUAAAGAAUGCCAGUCGUAUGGGUGUGGAGGCGGUUCUGGCGCUGCUUGAGACCACUGCAAACACGGCAGCCUACGUGGUGUCUCUGUGUGGGAACCAGUCUGUGCGGCUGCCCCUCAUGGAGUGUGUGCAGAUGACUCAGGAGGUGCAGAAGGCCAUGGAUGAGAAAAGAUUUGAAGAGGCCGUGAGGCUACGUGGCAGCAGCUUUGAGAACAAUCUGAAGACUUACAAACUGCUGGCUCACCGCAAACCAGAGUCUGAGCUUCCACACAGCGAUUUUAAUGUGGCUGUGUUGAACGUGGGCGCCCCUGCCGCCGGCAUGAACGCCGCCGUGCGCUCUGCUGUCAGAGUGGGCAUCUCCGAGGGACACAAAAUGUUCGCUGUCAGCGACGGAUUUGAAGGAUUCAGUAAGGGACAGAUAAGAGAGAUCAAAUGGGCAGAUGUAGGCGGAUGGACGGGUCAGGGUGGAUCCCUGUUGGGAACUAAACGAACGCUUCCUGCAAAGCACAUUGACAAAAUUGCAGAACAGAUGCGAAAGUAUAACAUAAAUGCACUCUUAGUGAUCGGAGGAUUUGAGGCCUUACUGGGGAUCAUGGAGUUGUUAGCAGCCCGCGGGACUUAUGAUGAGUUGUGUGUGCCAAUGGUCAUGGUGCCGGCCACAGUCUCCAACAAUGUGCCCGGCUCAGAUCUCAGCAUUGGUGCAGACACGGCUCUGAACGCUAUCACUGAUACAUGUGACCGUAUAAAGCAGUCUGCCAGCGGAACGAAGCACCGCGUGUUCAUCAUCGAGACCAUGGGAGGUUACUGUGGUUAUCUGGCCAGUGUUGGUGGACUGGCGGCUGGAGCGGAUGCUGCAUAUAUCUUUGAGGAGCCGUUUGACAUCAGAGACCUACAGUCUAACGUAGAGCACUUGACAGAGAAAAUGAAGACCAGCAUUCAGAGAGGACUAGUCCUGAGGAAUGAGAACAGUAAUGAAAACUACACCACAGACUUCAUCUAUCAGCUCUACUCCGAGGAGGGCAAGGGAGUGUUUGACUGCAGGAAGAAUGUUCUGGGUCACAUGCAGCAGGGUGGUGCUCCUUCUCCAUUUGACCGUAACUUUGGGACCAAAAUCGCUGCCAAGGCCAUGCAGUGGAUCACCAAGAAGCUGAAUGAAAGCUACAGAAAAGGGAGAGUGUUUGCUAACACAGAAGACUCGGCCUGUUUGCUGGGCAUGCGGUGGCGUGCGAUGGUCUUCCAGCCUGUGGUUCAGCUCAAAGACAAGACCGACUUUGUUCACAGAAUCCCUAACGAACAGUGGUGGCUGAAGUUACGUCCACUCAUGAAGAUCCUGGCCAAGUACAAGACCAGCUACGACGUGUCAGACUCUGGACAGCUGGAACAUGUGGUCCUCAACCGACCCAAAGAGUCUGAGGCCAUGGCUGCCAUUUAAACGCAUCCAAACAGUGGCGCUGUUCAAAGGUCACGCUUUAGACGGGCCGUCUGUCCUGCGAGCGCUGUCCUCGACACUUUUGAUCUCUGGGCCUCGGCACAUUGUUCUGUCAACACUUUGUUUGAAAAAUGUCACCCACAGAAAUCAAUGUUAAUCGUAGGAGAGUGUGAGAAGCAGUGGCGUUUCGUUUUGCUGUUUUAUGUCCUUCGCUCCUGUCGCCCCCACUGUCACCUCGUCACCUUGCAAUAGUGUUCCGCUUCAAAGCACAUUUCUCUCUCUCUCUCUGAAGUUCUCGGAAAGAAGUCAAAAUUCCUUGUUCCGGUGUGAAGCGCCAUGAAGUCCACAUCGCUAGAGCACCGAUUGAUGUUUGAAUGUAUUGCAUCAUCAAGUGUUAACAUUUGCCUGACCAAUAAAGACCACGAUCACGUG